Messenger RNA from Punica granatum (pomegranate), 1736 nucleotides. NCBI's taxonomy places the organism in Eukaryota, Viridiplantae, Streptophyta, Magnoliopsida, Myrtales, Lythraceae. The record is from RefSeq and is a predicted model, not a curated record.
CUGAGAAACUUUGCUCGGGCAAAAUAAAACGAAGUGUCUGCCUCAGAAAAUGUCCUCUUCUUCUUCUUCUUCACUUCGAGGAUGAUAUGUGUAUUAUUAUUAUUAUUAUGAUUGUUAUUGUUAUGCAGAGCUUGAGAGCCAUUCCAUGGCUUCCCUCUGCCUGAAUUUGUUGCCUGCACCGCAGCCUUCUUUCCACCAUCCCCGCAAGCUUCUUGAAACUUCUUCUUCUUCUUCUUCUUUGGUUGAUAGCACAAUCAGCAGAGCAAUUGGGGGCUUGAAGCCCAUAGUUGUGACUGGCAAUCCUCCCACCUUCGUCUCGGCCCCUGAUCGCCGCAUUGUCGCUGUUGGAGAUCUGCAUGGGGACCUUGACCAAGCGAGACGAGCGCUUCAGAUGGCUGGUCUGCUAAGCUCUGAUGGCCAAGAUGCAUGGCUCGGUAAAGAAACGGUUUUAAUUCAGUUGGGAGAUAUACUUGAUCGAGGAGAGGAUGAGAUAGCUAUUCUGUCCUUGCUGCGGUCAUUAGAUAUGCAGGCCAAAGCCGAAGGCGGCGCAGUUUUUCAGGUCAAUGGGAAUCACGAGACGAUGAAUGUGGAAGGGGAUUUCAGAUAUGUUGAUUCAGGGGCAUUCGACGAGUGUCUAGAUUUUCUGGAUUACUUGGAGGAUAACCGGUACGAGUGGGAACAAGCCUUUGUCGGUUGGAUCGCUACCUCUGAACAGCGGAAGAAGUACCAGAAUCUGCCUCAGAGCUAUUGGGGCCCAUGGAAUCUAGUGAAGAGGCAAAAGGGGGUGAUUGCUAGAUCAGUCCUAUUCAGACCAGGUGGUCCCUUGGCAUGUGAACUGUCCCGGCAUCCAGUUGUUCUCAAGGUCAAUGAUUGGGUCUUUUGUCAUGGUGGACUUCUUCCUCAUCACGUUGAAUAUGGGAUCAAGAGAUUGAACUGGGAAGUGUCACAGUGGAUGAGGGGUCUGACUGAGGAAGAUCAAAAUCCUCAGAUUCCUUUCAUAGCCACUCGAGGAUACGAUAGCAUCGUUUGGAACCGCCUGUACUCGAGGGAUCUUUCAGACUUGGAAGAUUACCAGAUAAAGCGGAUACAAUCUAUUCUUGAAGAGACCUUGGAAGCUCUGGGUGCUAAGGCAAUGGUAGUCGGUCAUACUCCUCAACCUGCAGGAGUAAACUGCAAGUACAACUGUAGCAUAUGGAGGAUUGAUGUAGGGAUGUCCAGAGGCGUAUUGAAUUCAAGACCAGAGGUUCUGGAAAUUGUAGAUGGUAAAGCGAGAGUUAUAAGGAGUGGACUGGACACGGCAAGUGAACUUCAAGUUGUUGAUUAUACGUAGCGACCAGCAGUUGUGUGUAAAGGAAAUACAGUUGGUCACGACUGCGUUCAUUUGUCCAUUAGUCCCAAGACAUUUACAUGUUUAGAACAUAUUUUUACAAAUCAAAGCAAAGGAGCUCUUAAGAUGGCUGCAGUUGCAUAUGGUUGCAAAUCUCUACAGGAUGAUUUUGCACAGGAUGGGAAGGAAGAGAAGCUGAGUGAGAUGUUCUGCUUCUUUUCUUUUUGUCUUGGAGAAUUCCAAUAAAAACAUUUUCUUUUUUCCGGUUAUGCUCGAAUUGAAGACGCUUGAAUGGGGAAGGAACAGAAGGCAUGCCAGUUGAAUUGUGUUCAUGUUGAUAGUUUCGGUCACUGUAUACUGAAUUGCACAGAGUAAUGAAACAAGGUCUAUGAACGGUUCAUGUUUCCAA